This is a messenger RNA of Angiostrongylus costaricensis, 360 nucleotides long. NCBI's taxonomy places the organism in Eukaryota, Metazoa, Nematoda, Chromadorea, Rhabditida, Metastrongylidae. The record is from the annotation of a GenBank genome assembly.
AUGUGUGACCUCCUUUGGACAAUACCAUCACGCUGUUCGUCUGUUUUUUUCGACCGAUCGUUGCGCGAGUUUGGAAUUCCAAUUACGGUGGUGGUGGGCGAGCGACGACGUAACACCGCCACUAGCGCCGUCGUCGUCACUGUCGUCGGCACCGUCGUCGUCGCCGUCACUGUCAUUGUCGACGUCACCGCCGUCGUCACCACUACCGUCGCCGCAGUCGCGGCAACCGUGGCUGAGGUCGUGCUCAACCGAACGUCGCGCCCAGUCAUUCAUCCGUUAGUUCGCCGACCACCCGCUGUCGCGUUGUCGUCCUCUGUUUUUAGUUUGUACUACAGUCCAGUUCAUCCAGUCUAUCAUUAG